Messenger RNA from Musca vetustissima, 2967 nucleotides. RefSeq names its product mucin-2-like. The transcript is spliced from 2 exons. Lineage: Eukaryota; Metazoa; Arthropoda; Insecta; Diptera; Muscidae. The record is from RefSeq and is a predicted model, not a curated record. Bases 1 to 2967 code for a protein of 988 amino acids.
AUGGGUUCCUCCAGUAAAUACUACGACAUUACCUCCCGAGAGCAAUACGACAUGGGUUCCUCCAGUAAACACCACAACCUUGCCUCCAGAGAGCAAUACAACUUGGGUUCCUCCACCACAACCUUGCCUAGAAAUACAACAUGGGUUCCCCCAGUAAAUACUACGACUUUACCUCCCGAGAGCAACACAACAUGGGUACCUCCAGUAAAUACCACCACCUUGCCACCCGAGAGCAACACAACAUGGGUACCUCCAGUAAAUACCACCACCUUGCCACCCGAGAGCAAUACAACAUGGGUUCCUCCAGUAAACACCACAACCUUGCCUCCAGAGAGCAAUACGACAUGGGUUCCUCCAGUAAACACCACAACCUUGCCUCCUGAGAGCAAUACAACUUGGGUCCCUCCAGUAAAUACCACCACCUUGCCUCCAGAGAGCAAUACGACAUGGGUUCCUCCAGUAAAUACCACAACCUUGCCUCCAGAGAGCAAUACAACUUGGGUUCCUCCAGUAAACACCACGACCUUACCUCCCGAGAGCAACACGACAUGGGUUCCUCCAGUAAAUACCACAACCUUGCCUCCAGAGAGCAAUACGACAUGGAUCCCUCCAGUAAAUACAACAACCUUGCCUCCUGAGAGCAAUACAACUUGGGUUCCUCCAGUAAAUACUACAACUUUACCUCCCGAGAGCAAUACGACAUGGGUUCCUCCAGUAAAUACUACGACUUUACCUCCCGAGAGCAAUACGACAUGGGUUCCUCCACAAUACCACAUGGGUUCCUCCAGUAAAUACUACCACAUUACCUCCCGAGAGCAAUACCACAUGGGUUCCUCCAGUAAAUACAAUACGACAUGGGUUCCUCCAGUAAAUACCACAACCUUGCCUCCAGAGAGCAAUACGACAUGGAUUCCUCCAGUAAAUACAACAACCUUGCCUCCUGAGAGCAAUACAACUUGGGUUCCUCCAGUAAACAGCACAACCUUGCCUCCUGAGAGUAAUACAACAUGGGUUCCUCCAGUGAAUACUACGACUUUACCUCCAGAGAGCAAUACAACUUGGGUUCCUCCAGUAAAUACUACGACUUUACCUCCCGAGAGCAAUACCACAUGGGUUCCUCCAGUAAAUCCAACGACAUUACCCCCCGAGAGCAACACAACAUGGGUUCCUCCAGUAAAUACAACCACUUUACCUCCCGAGAGCAAUACUACAUGGGUUCCUCCAGUAAAUACCACCACCUUGCCUCCAGAGAGCAAUACAACUUGGGUUCCUCCAGUAAAUACCACAACCUUGCCUCCAGAGAGCAAUACCACAUGGGUUCCUCCAGUAAACACAACAACCUUGCCUCCCGAGAGCAAUACAACAUGGGUUCCUCCAGUAAAUACUACGACUUUACCUCCAGAGAGCAAUACGACAUGGGUUCCUCCAGUAAAUACCACAACCUUGCCUCCUGAGAGCAACACAACAUGGGUUCCUCCAGUAAACACAACAACCUUGCCUCCCGAGAGCAAUACAACAUGGGUUCCUCCAGUAAAUACAACAACCUUACCUCCCGAGAGCAAUACGACAUGGGUUCCUCCAGUAAAUACCACAACCUUGCCUCCAGAGAGCAAUACGACAUGGGUUCCUCCAGUAAAUACUACGACUUUACCUCCCGAGAGCAACACGACAUGGGUUCCUCCGGUAAACACCACAACCUUGCCUCCUGAGAGUAAUACGACAUGGGUUCCUCCAGUAAAUACUACGACUUUACCUCCCGAGAGCAAUACAACAUGGGUUCCUCCAGUAAAUACAACAACCUUACCUCCCGAGAGCAAUACAACAUGGAUUCCUCCAGUAAAUACCACAACCUUGCCUCCAGAGAGCAAUACAACAUGGAUUCCUCCAGUAAACACCACAACCUUGCCUCCCGAGAGCAAUACAACUUGGGUUCCUCCAGUAAAUACUACGACUUUACCUCCCGAGAGCAAUACAACAUGGGUUCCUCCAGUAAAUACCACAACCUUGCCUCCAGAGAGCAAUACGACUUGGGUUCCUCCAGUAAACACCACAACCUUGCCUCCAGAGAGUAAUACGACAUGGGUUCCUCCAGUAAAUUCCACCACUUUGCCUCCCGAGAGCAAUACCACAUGGGUUCCUCCAGUAAAUACUACCACCUUGCCUCCCGAGAGCAAUACAACUUGGGUUCCUCCAGUAAAUACUACGACUUUACCUCCAGAGAGCAAUACGACAUGGGUUCCUCCAGUAAAUACCACCACUUUGCCCCCAGAGAGCAAUACGACAUGGAUUCCUCCAGUAAAUACUACCACCUUGCCUCCCGAGAGCAAUACGACAUGGGUUCCUCCAGUAAACACCACCACCUUGCCUCCCGAGAGCAAUACGACAUGGGUUCCUCCAGUAAAUACUACGACUUUACAACCUGAGAGUAAUACAACCUGGGUUCCUCCAGUAAACACCACCACCUUGCCUCCAGAGAGCAAUACGACAUGGGUUCCUCCAGUAAAUACCACAAUCUUGCCUCCUGAGAGCAAUACGACAUGGGUUCCUCCAGUAAAUACCACCACCUUGCCUCCCGAGAGCAAUACAACAUGGGUUCCUCCAGUAAAUACCACAACCUUGCCUCCAGAGAGCAAUACUACCUGGGUUCCUCCAGUAAACACCACAACAUUGCCUCCAGAGAGUAAUACGACAUGGGUUCCUCCUGUAAAUACCACAUUGCCACCCGGUAGUAAUACUACAUGGAUUCCUCCUGUAAAUACCACCAUCUUGCCUCCUGAGACCAAUACAACACUGACUCCUGCAAUUAAUACGACCACAACAUUACAUCCGGAGAACAUUACUACGACUGUACUACCCGAAAUCAAUUCCACGACGGAUCAUCCAGAAACAAUCGAGAAAUCAGACACGAAAAUUGAAAACACCUUUUGGAAACGUGUAACGACCAUGUUGAAUGGAAUUCAUUUCUAA